CUGCUGGUGGUGCACGAACGAAAUUCAGUCGCGUUAGAAUUGCGUGAUUCCAUUCGGCCAUCAAUUAGCCCCACGAGGACGUAUCAAUUGUGUGCGGUUAACGUAAAGCGACGGCAAAUGUUUCUGCGUGUGCAGCUGCUAGCGCUGGCCGUGACGCUGGUGCAAAGUUCGAGUGCAUACUACAGCGGACCGUUCCUAUUUUGGGGGCUGGAUGAUCUGAAGGACCUGCAAACCCCAGCGCUGACCGAGCUGGAUGAUAAGAUGCUGCGGGAUCUCUACUCGAACGCGGCGGCUGUGGUCGUUUUCCUACGCAACGGAACGACCAAGCUGUCGGCGGACAGUUUCCCCACGUUCAAGCGCAUCGUGGAAAAGUACGAAUUUAUGUACAGCCCGCAGCAAAUGUUGAGCUCCAAUCCGCUCGAUUAUAACGUGAAUGCUGAGGUUAUCAACCUCGUUGGAUCCCCGUCCCAGCAGGAUGUAGAGCUGUCGGCGCUGUUCCGCGACUCGACGGAAAACUAUGGCGAGCGCAAGGUGCUGGGAAUUCUGGCCAACCAAUGGGAGGAACCGCACGUGCUGCACAAGCGCGAAGCCAAGGGUGGCGACGAUGUCUACUCGACCAGCAGUACCACACCCGGCAGUCCGACGGAUGAGCCGGAAAUAGCCGACUCCAUCUACAACGUGCCGGGAAAGGCGAUCCUUUACGUGACGGGUCCGCCGGUACUGAAGAUGUUGAACGAUUCGGAUGAGGGUGAAACUACGCACGUCCUGGACAAACAUACGCUCGCCACAUACGAUGCACGGGAGCGCGAAAGUAAAAUGAUUGUCACGUUUAAGGUGGACGAUUCGACGAAGCUUACACUGAAGUUCCGAUUCGACAUGGAUGCUGGGUACUGGUCGAUGUCCAAGGUGGAUGUGUUUGUGAUGGACACGAAGAGCAAGGACGGUGCGAAGUCUCUCGAUACGACCCUCGAACUGGAGGGUAAGGCCCCGUACGCACCGCUGGGCGCAUCUUACUCUUGCGCCCGUCAGCUAGUAUUCCGCAAUGGCACCACCGUCCUGACGUUGGAGAACAUUCAGGUACAGCCAGCUCUGGAUGGGAAGACCAAGUUUGACAGUGCCUGGGACUGUGUCGGGUUCACCACGGCCCCGAUCCUGUCCGGCAUCUUCGUGACGUCCUUCAUGCUGAUCGGGCUGACCAUCGCGAUCAUCGCAAUACUGGACAUCAAAACACCGAACCGGUUCGAAUCCCGCACCGGAAAGCAGUUGACAUUCACGGUUCAGGAGUAAGUCACCGGGUACGACACCGGGUGGCCGCGCGAAGAAAGUGUUCGCGCGCGAUUGUAAGCCGUGUGCAAGUGUUAACCUUUAACAUGCUGGCAGGCUGGUGCAGUGAAGGAUGAAAGCCCCGUUUUGAGAAACCGGGACAGUAGGUAUGUGGCCGAGGCCAGUUUGGCCACACAAUAACGUGAGCUGUGGUGUUGCGUGUUGAAAUGAGAGAAAGAUGCGAACAAAACAGGUAUUGCACCGUGCAGUUCCAACCGGGGAAGGCGAACAUCAUCAUUGUCACGAACAGACAGUCGGCAGCUAGAUUAAGUUUCCGGUUCCUCUCAUCCACCUGCGAUGUAUAGUGUAAAUGGCUCUAUCCUACCUACUUUUCCGUUUAAUCUUUUACUAGUUUCGAGCAAAGUUGACGUUCCACGUACGAUCGUUUGAUUGAGUUGUAAGGUUAUGAUUCUUGCUUACUGAUAUUAGGAGUGAACCCGCUCCAUCUUGAAUAAAAAAAACAGGGUCAAUCGUUUGGAAUGUACAAUGUUUAGACUCUUACACCGAUAUUAGGAGCAUAAUGACCGUACCGAAUAAGAGAUUACAUCCUACACGCGGCAAAAGCUUCGUGUUGCUUCACAGCAGCGGCGGAUCAAACGGUAGGCGGAGUAGGCGGUCGCCUAGGGCCUCGCCGUGUUGGGGGCCCCAAACAAUUUGUGCCGAUUGUGCGUUUUUUGGAAAUUUAGCAGCAGAGUUAAUUUAUAGCAUAAAAUCUAAUUAAAAAGGUAGAAAAUUGGUUAUCCUUGGUAGAUAAUUUUGUUUUGUUUGAUUAGCUAUAUCGGCCCGGUUACACGGCUACACAAGAGAAGUAUGCAGUGUAUUCAAACUCCUUCUUCUUUAUCGGCACGACAUCUUCAGGAUGUUUAAGCCUGCCAUUUCUAUUUUUAUUUUUACUUUAUUUACCCGUAGGAUAGUCAGUGCUGCGUACGGAGGUUUGGUGGUCCAAAUGAAAUUUUUCCGUGGUUCUAUCUUGUACAGACCGACUGCGCUACCAAUACACCAUCUGGCCGCCCCGUGAACCCUUAUAUAUCCUUUUACUUCAACCUAUUCAUGUAUUCUAUUUCUUGAACGGGAUUUUUUCAUCUGUUCGUAAAUGAUCCUACCGUUAGAUGCUAGAAUAUAAACCAUGCUUGUUUUCACUUCCGCAAUAUUCGCAAGCAAUUGCCAUUGCAAUACUCGUGGUGUGGUAUUGUUUUCUCUCACCGAUUGAACCGUGAAAAUGUCCAGCCUACGUGUUUCGAAACAGUAUUGUGGUGGAGUGUUGUGUUUAUUAUUUCGAUUGUCACAAUUUCUGCAAGUUUGCAAGCCGGUAAUGAUGUUAUAUCCGACACAAUCUGUCAGUGUACUACGACAUAGCUAGCAUUGUCAUAGAAUAUGAAUAAAAUCAUAUUGCAAUCA
Molecule: messenger RNA, 2721 nt
Organism: Anopheles moucheti
Lineage: Eukaryota; Metazoa; Arthropoda; Insecta; Diptera; Culicidae
Exons: 4
Coding region: 118-1287 (389 amino acids)
Cellular component (GO): proton-transporting V-type ATPase complex
Source: RefSeq, a predicted model, not a curated record